Messenger RNA from Lottia gigantea (owl limpet), 2816 nucleotides. RefSeq lists its product as hypothetical. Lineage: Eukaryota; Metazoa; Mollusca; Gastropoda; Lottiidae. The transcript has 3 exons. The record is from RefSeq and is a predicted model, not a curated record. The coding region runs from base 73 to 2268 and encodes 731 amino acids.
GUAACAACUAAGCUGAGAAGGUUAUUUCACGUGUGAUUUUACAAGAUUAUGCAGUGAAAUUGAUUCUAGAAAAUGGAUCCGUUAAAAUAUGAAGCUGUACAUAUUGAUGCCUCUGAAGAUGUAAAGUUACGAAGUGGAGAUAAAAUAAUUGAUGAAUUAGAAAAGCUUGUGAUGAAAAAUGAACCACUAGCUGAUGUACUGGUCGCCGAUCCAGACACGUUGAAUCAUUUUGCCACCUUAUUCCCAGAAAUAGUCCAAUCGAACAAAGUUGGUAAGACCAGUAAAGAUGACUUCAAGAUGUGGGAAAAACACAAUAAUGAUGUAAAUAUUGAAUUGGAUCCAAACCCAUCUUCUUUUACAACAGCUGAGGGUAUGGACGUGUAUAUUGGUGGACCAGCUGCCUUAGCCGGUGCUGCAAUUCAAGCCCGUUCUGGACAAAACGUUGAUAAGGUCCUGUAUGGACAAUGUGGUAAUGUUGGAGCUUCUAAUUGGAAAGGUUCUGCCUCGUAUUUCCAUAUCCGAGAUGCAGUACCAGUGUAUUAUUGGCCGGAUAACAACGGUGCUUAUACUCUAUAUAUUACUAUCAAACAUUACUUACAACGUAAAUUUCAACCAGAACAAUAUCUUAAACAGGUACAAAGUGAGCCAGGCUGGAAUAAACUUCGUGUUAAUUUCAAAGCUUACUUCAAAGAUCCGUCUGUCACAUGGUUAUUUAUGAAAAACCAAUGGAAUGCUCUUAAAGACGUUGGUUUGUAUAUGCCUGGCACGGCGCUCCAUUCAGCAAAGGAUUCGACAGCUUACACCACAUGUAGACACGCCAGCUUGACUCAUCAGAUAUUGGAUGAACUCAACGCACCUAAACCUCUGAUAAUGAAAUCCAACCAUUUACAAUACGCUUUAUAUACGUAUCUUGGGAGUGACAAAGACAUUGGAAUGACUCUUAAAACCAUCAAUAACAUUGCCCAGACAGUCGGCGAAGAUUUACUCAACCAUCGUUUUCUAACCAAAGAAGAGAUUUCGGACAGAGGUUAUGACCCAAAAUUCGUUACAAAAGCAGCGGUGUUUGAAAACGAUGGGUACCUCCCCCACUAUAUCAAUGGUGUCAUGUCAGAGAUGGUUGCUGACGCUGGUGGCAAAGUUCAUGAUAAUAUGCAACUGCUCAAGAUACUGGUCAAACCAAUUGAAAAUGACGAUACAACCGUCACUAGAAUAGUCUGGAAGGACACCACAACUGGACGAGAACACACUACACCAAUAAAAUCGUUAUAUCUGUCUCUUGGGCCAUCUAUGAGGCAAUUAAAAGUAAAACCACCGAGAUAUUCAAUUGUCAAGCACACCCAAGAUAUCUUAAGCGUGAAACUUGGUCUGAUUGACGAACGUUCUAUCAUUAGUUUUACUAAUGAACCAAAGCUCUGUUCUCUUGCUGGUAACGUUUUUAAUAAAAUAAGACCAUCUAAUAUCAUGAACAAAAUAAUGUCUGCUGCGGGGAUAUCUAUAGUAUUUAUGGUUAAAGUCGAUAAGUCAGUGGUACCGGAUUCCAAGAUGAAUAGGUUCAGAGACCAUAUCGACGGUCACAAUAAACACAUAGUUCGACUUGCUGAAAAAGAAGUGUGGGUUGGUGACAAAGCGUAUCAAUAUUUUGUUCUUCAAACCACAGGUGGUGGACAUUUUCCUAUAAAAGAUGCUCAUGCUGAAACUGGACUGAAUGUAUUCAAAGCUAAUGUCAUUCCACUACUUUGUCUGGAGGACGAAGGUAUUGAGUACGAUAUUAUUCAAGUGAGAAGUUGUGCUAGAGGCAUUACAGCUCAGAACGUGUUCCGAAUGUCAGCACCAGCGGCCAAUAUGGUCAUGAUAUACGGUAUUGGUGGAAUCGGCAUGACUACCAUGGCACCAAAUGCUCUUCUGAUGAAAGCCAUCAUGGGUCUACGACAAAAGGUGUCAAAUGGAUCAAUAUCUACGACGGAGUUUAAACUGCGGAUGAAAACAUGCGAUUUCCAUGACAUUCUUCAUUGGACUAAACCGAAUCCGUUUGAUCGAAAUUAUGCCCAAUUUAUAGACUUCCUUAGUAACCCCAAAGAAAUCUCAAAAAAAUUUGGGAUCUCCGCAUCGUGGUUUGAAAAGGUUUUGAAGAGAACUAACUAUGGACAUUCAAAAAUAUUCGACAACGGUUCGACAAUCAAACAAAGCAAAACUUUUUUAAGACAUCAAACACCUUACGCUAAUACUAUCAGAAGAAUUCGAACCUUAUCUAACUAUUUCAAGAAAUAACCACAAUUCUGCCUUUUUUAUAUAGUGUUGUGGGCUUAUCAGCUAUUAUUGAGUUGUUCCCCCUCUUAUGUAUGUUAUUGAAUUAUUAAAUUAAAUAUGUGUGUAUACAUAAUAUUUAUUCUUAGCAUAAUAUUGUUAAUAGGUCUAAAUCGUCUAAUCUUAAUAUUUGCUUUGACAUGUUUGUAUUUCUAAUUAAAUUAGACCAAAGUUUCGUUCCGUUUUCUUAUUAGAAUUCAUUUUUAAUAUAUACACUUCAGUUACGGCCCUCUUGAACCUUCGUAAUGUUAACCUUUUGACCUAACCUGAUAAACACCGCGUUACAAAAUACCACCACUGGAGAGGGUAGAAAUUCGAUUGGUUAUUGAGUUAGGUCAAUAGGUUAAUUUGACGAACUUUCACGACGACUGUUGUUAGACUCUAACUGAUGUGGCUGGUAAAGCGAGCAUUUAAAGAUCUCUGUGUUAUUGUGUUAUAUUAAUUCUAAUAUUAAGUUUUUUUCAUAUUAAUUUUAUUAUAUUUAUUCUUAAUAUAUUGUUAUUAAAUCAUCG